CCCAAGAAGAAGUCUUUCAAAACUGCAACUUAGUCCAUACAGUUUUGUCCAAGAUUAAACCUUCAUUAAUUUUUAUCCUAACUGGUUAAGAGUCCAUGUAGUAGGAGCACACUCUGAUUUUAUCUAACUUCUUCUUCCAUGUUUCUGAACCUUCUUAGAAGCUCUACUAAUGUCACUCAAAUCACUCAAAUUCAUUCUCAAAUCACUGUAAAUGGCAUUGCUCUUCAUAGUCAUUUUCUUUCCAAACUCAUCGAGCUUCGAUUAGUCGAUUAUGCACGUGCUUUCUUUAAUCAAAUACCUUCACCAACUGAUUACUCAUGGAACUCCAUGAUUAGACUUUAUACCCUCAACGGGUUUCCUCAAAAAUCUAUAUCUUUGUACUCUGAAAUGCUAAAGAAUGACUGUAAACCAAGUCAUUUCACAUACCCAUCUCUGUUUAAGGCUUGUUCCUCAUGUUCUUCAAUCCAAUUAGGAGAACAGAUACAUACGCAUGUUCUAAAGUUUGGGUUUCACUAUGAUUUGUUUGUGAAUAAUUCUUUGAUUGAUAUGUAUUGCAAGUGUUUCUGUAUUGAUUCUGCACAGCUUAUGCUCGAUGAAAUGCCUGAAACAGAUGAAGUUUCUUGGAAUUCUAUUAUUUCGGGGUAUGUUAAUUUGGGGGAGAUGGAAAAGGCAAGGGUGUUGUUCGAACAAGUGCCUGUUAGAAGAAAUGUUGUUUGUUGGACGUCUUUGAUUAAUGGGUAUGGAAGGAAAGGCAAUUUAAAUGAGAUGUUUUCUUUGUUUUUGCAAAUGCUCGUUUCUGGAGACGAAGAUGUUGAACCUAACUCUACAACUAUGGUUUGUCUUCUUUCUGCAUGUUCAAGUCCUUCUGAUUCUAAACUGGGACUGUGGGUUUCUGUUUUUAUAGAUGUUAAUCGAAUACCUGUAACUACAAUCUUGAGUACUGCUCUUAUAGACAUGAACUCGAGAUGUGGUGAUUUGGAUACGGCACGGAGACUCUUUGAUCGGAUGUCCUGUAAUAAUUUGGUUUCAUGGAAUGCUAUGAUCACUGGUUAUGUUCAAACUGCACGGUUCGAAGAAGCAAUCAGAUUGUAUGAUCUUUUGCAGACCCAUUCUGUGAAACCAAAUGAGAUUACAGUGGUGAAUGUCUUGUCUGCUUGUUCUGGUUUGGGUGCAUUGGAACUUGGUAAAAAAGUCCAUAUCUACUUGGGUAGAAACGGGUUAGAUUUGAAUGUGAUCGUUGCUGCUGCUCUUGUAGACAUGUACACAAAAUGUGGGAGAGUAACUGAUGGUUGCUUGGUUUUUGUGAAGACGCCAAAUAAAGAUGUAGCCUUGUAUAACGCCAUGAUCUUAGGCUUAGCAUAUCAUGGUCGUGGAAGUGAUUCUUUAGCUGUUUUUGCAGAAAUGGAAAGAAAUGGAUUACACCCAAAUGAUAUUACAUUUAUCGGAGUUUUAUCGGGUUGUAAUCAUUCAGGGUUGGUCGAGGUGGGAAGAUAUAAAUUCUGGGAUAUGGUCAAGAAAUAUGGGUUGAGUCCAAAAAUUGAACAUUAUUCUUGCAUGGUUGAUCUUCUCGGCCGAGCUGGGUAUCCCAAUGAGGCUUUUGAGUUGAUUCAAAACAUGGAGAUUUCACCAGAUUCAUUAAUUUGGAGUUCUUUGCUUAGUUCUUGUAGAAUUCACCGGAAUAUCGAGUUGGCUGAUAACAUUGCUGAAGUUAUCCUGUCAAUCCAGAAUCCAAAUUCGGGUUCCUGCAUUUUGCUAUCAAACAUUUAUGCUUCUGUUGGUAGGUGGAAGGAUGUUAUCAGAAUGAGGAGAUUGGUUAAGGAAAAGGGAGAUAAGAAGCCACCGGGUGCUAGUUGGAUAGAAUUAGAUGGUAACAUUCACAAGUUUGUUGUUGAGGAUAUACAUCAUCUGCAGUCUAAAGAAAUUUAUGAAAUACACAAAUUUCUGACAGACCAAUUGAAAGCUGAAGGAUAUGUACCAAAGUUUGCUUUUACUUAAAAGAAGGUUCAUGAUAGAAAAAAGUACAAAUGAAGAUUUCCAAUUAAGGUGUCAGCAACCAGCGACGGCAGUAAGAAGAAAAACCUACUAUAUCAAAAUUUCAGUACUCCAACUUUCUGGUCCCGAUGCUGCUUUUGCUGGGGUCUGACAAUGUUUAUGGCAAAGCAAAGUUCCGGUUCGGGACCAGCAGGUAUACGGAAACACCAGAUUUGCACCUUACAUCCAGGAACUAAUGCCAAUUCGGCAACCAAUUUAUUCCAGUUACCUGUAAAAACCCUGUUUCCAAGACUAGGCCAGUACUUGAAAUCAAUAUCCCAAACUCUUGGAAUUGGAUCAAUCAAUCUAGUUUUCAAUCCUUUCUUAUUAUAUGAUACAUCAUAUAUCAUCUUUUCAUCUUC
Messenger RNA from Papaver somniferum (opium poppy), 2393 nucleotides. RefSeq names its product pentatricopeptide repeat-containing protein At1g08070, chloroplastic-like. Gene Ontology annotation, biological process: RNA modification. Gene Ontology annotation, molecular function: protein binding; RNA binding. Bases 139 to 1995 code for a protein of 618 amino acids. The record is from RefSeq and is a predicted model, not a curated record. Lineage: Eukaryota; Viridiplantae; Streptophyta; Magnoliopsida; Ranunculales; Papaveraceae. The transcript is spliced from 2 exons.